Brassica oleracea var. oleracea is the source of this 835-nucleotide messenger RNA. RefSeq lists its product as uncharacterized. The record is from RefSeq and is a predicted model, not a curated record. Lineage: Eukaryota; Viridiplantae; Streptophyta; Magnoliopsida; Brassicales; Brassicaceae. Bases 208 to 681 code for a protein of 157 amino acids. The transcript is spliced from 2 exons.
AAACAAGAGAAAGAAUUAGGCAAACAAAUAAAUAACCCACAGAUCCCACCUUUCAACUACCUAUCCCAUCUGCUUAUUCAUUUCUUUUUUUAAUUUCGUUAAAAUUGUCAUAACCCUCACCACAAACGAUAUAUUAAUUUCCUCUUCAUCAUAUUCGAAGAAAACAUAUACAAAUUUUCUUGCAGAAUUCUAUACUCUCGUGAUCAAAUGGCGAGCGAGGAAGUCGUGGUGGUUGAAGGAGAGAGAGCAGGAGCUACGAUCGUAUAUGGGGCGGACGAGUGUUACAAGAAGUCGGUGGAGCUUCUAGAGGAGCUAGGGUUUCCAAAAGGUGUGAUGCCUUUGAAGAACCUCGUUGAGUGUGGAAGAGUUAGAGACACGGGUUACGUGUGGAUGAAGCAAAACACCCCUUAUGAACAUUUCUUCGAAGGCACCAACACUCGCGUUUCCUACGGUCUUGAGGUCACCGCCUAUAUCGACAAGUGUUGUAUGAAGAAGAUGACAGGCGUGAAGAGUAAGCAGAUGUUUAUGUGGGUACCGAUUGCGGAGAUGACUAUGGAGGAGCCAAAGAGCAAGAAGAUUUACUUCAAGACUCCUAUGGGAAUCGGCAAGUCGUAUCACGUUACCGCAUUCAUGGACGAGGAAGAGAAGCGCAACUUUUACUUGGAGAAUCCCAAAAAAUAAAUAUUAUUAUUAUUAUUAUUAUUAUUAUUAUUAUUAUAUUCUAGUUGCCUUUGUUUUUAUUUUAAUAUUUGUACUCUUGUAAGGUUGCUUCACUGCAAUUACUAAAUUUUUAUUUUGAUGAUUAUAAAGUGGAAUAAGAUUUGAAAUGCAAUGG